UAUUAAAAGUUAUUUUGGUGAAAAAGUGAAGAUGAGCGGUGGUUACACAUGCUUCCAUUGUAAAUUAACAACAGACAACUUAGAAGAAGCUAGCUGGUUUAAAAUGUUAAAUCAUCAAUGCUUUCAAAAUAGUGUAAAUGUAUCAAUAGAUGACUCGAAUGUCCUGUACCUUGAAGGAGCACAUGAUUCACAAAACACUGAAGAUGUGACACAAGAUAUCCUCAGCGACUCCCAAAGUGGUAUACCAGAUGAGCCCCAAAGUGGUGCAUGGACGCAGGCCGCUGUACUACUACUCAUACAGCAGUAUGAAGAAUAUAAAGAGGUGCUGGGCAAGAAAAACUCCAUGAAAAAACAUAUAUGGCAAAAAAUUGCUAUGGCAAUGAAUGCAUUUGGACAUAAUUUUUCCUGGGACCAACUUCAGAAUAAAUGGAAAAGUUUGGUCCGAACCUAUAAAAGUGUGAAGGACAAUAAUAAUCGAAGUGGUCGAGACCGAAGUAAUUGGACGUACUUUGAAGCAAUGGAUCAUUUAUUAAAAAAAGACCCGUCCAUUGAGCCACCAAUAACCAUACAUAAUGGGAAUAUAAACAAACGUGCAAUUUCACCUACCUCCGAUAAUAAACCUUCCGAGGAUGGUAAUGAAAGUGUUGAAAGCGAUAGUGGUGCAAGUACUCCAGAAAGACCACCCGUGAAAAAGACAAAACACACUGAUGUGAAAGAUUUGCUUUUAAAGGCAAUUGAGAACAGUCAAAAACAACACGAGGAGGAAAUAGUAGAGAAGGGAAGAUUUAAUGAUCUUCUUGAGCAGCUUGUAACAAACCUGAGAAAAUAGUUUUCACAUUUAAUCUUUUUUGUGUUUUUAGAGUAAAAAUUUAUUUUUUGUGAAAAAAUACAAUACUUUGGAUAAGUUUUAUGUUCUUAUAGCUACGGUUCUACUUAAUAAAUCUAUACAU
Photinus pyralis (common eastern firefly) is the source of this 950-nucleotide messenger RNA. RefSeq lists its product as uncharacterized. The transcript is spliced from 3 exons. Lineage: Eukaryota; Metazoa; Arthropoda; Insecta; Coleoptera; Lampyridae. The coding region runs from base 32 to 829 and encodes 265 amino acids. The record is from RefSeq and is a predicted model, not a curated record.